Molecule: messenger RNA, 3725 nt
Organism: Ostrea edulis (European flat oyster)
Lineage: Eukaryota; Metazoa; Mollusca; Bivalvia; Ostreida; Ostreidae
Product: deleted in malignant brain tumors 1 protein-like
Exons: 18
Coding region: 166-3372 (1068 amino acids)
Cellular component (GO): membrane
Source: RefSeq, a predicted model, not a curated record
AAGUAGGGCAGAGUACACUGUCACUCUACCAAUACGUUUUGUUAGUCAGUAUAUUUCUUCUAGGAUUCAAAUCAUAACACACGUUGUUCUUCCUUCAGAUAACAUCCCGUAUUCAGUUGUUCAGGAAAUUUCUUAGAUAGUUAAGAAACACAACAAUCGCCAAACAUGAUGGGUUAUCGUUUCCUACAAUGCUUCAUGUUUCUCCGCGUACAAACCCUGUUGCUUGGUAACUCACUGUUGACAGGUAAUAGUAUUUCGCCUCAAAAUCGCACAUUGGGAAACAAUCAGAGAAUUCUAAGCGAUAUAUUGAACCAAGAAAGCCUACUGCGGUUUUCAAUGAUUCAAAAAAUGCAAAUAUUUACGAUGGAUAUCAUCGAAAUCAAGAGAAAUAACAAUUUAUUGAUGAGUAAACUGGAUACGUUGACGAAAGAGCAGGCGGCUGCAAAUAAAAGAAACUCUGUGUUAGAAAAAGAGAAUGAAAAAUUAAGCCAGCAAGUAAGUGCAAUCCAGGAAGAAGUGAUCACCUUGAAUAAUACGGAGAAGAACUGGAAAAUAUAUUCUGGAACACACGAUGGUGAAAUCACAGAUUUGCAAAACAUAUAUGGAGACCUGAGGAAAGAUAUCGGACAAAUAAAACAAUCUUUGACGGAUAUGAACCAAAGACUGGACAGCUGGAAUACUUCAAACAUGCAUUUUUUAUCUGACCAAGAAAAGGAAUUGGAUAAUAUCCACUCGAAAUUUAAUACAGUUCUCAGACGAGUAGGUAGAUUAGACUACAAGAUAAAGGACAGAGGAGAAUUUCGAAAUAGUUCACAGAAUUUAAAUGAAACUGGCCAUCCUGUUUUUUACGAAGAGUUAGAUAGCCAAUGGGAUGUGAGCAUCAGUAAAGAUGGUGUUCGUCUUGUAAAUGGUGCAUCUUGGAUGGAAGGUCGUGUCGAAAUCUACAAAAAUGGACAGUGGGGCACUAUUUGUAACGAUAACUGGAACACAGAAGACGCCAGUGUUGUUUGUAAAAUGAUGGGUUUUCCUUACGGAAAACCAAAGGUGUUUGGGCACUACGGAAUUUAUAUGAGACCUAUGGUAAUGGAGAAUGUAUUGUGUCAUGGUUCAGAGCUUAGCAUCCGUGAUUGUCCCCAUAGUACACCAAGCUCAUGUCCGUCCAGCCAGACUGCUGGUGUUAUAUGUAUAAACUAUCCCCCUGUUCAGUUGACAGGUGGGCGAUCGGAAACUGAGGGGCGUGUUGAGGUAUACGUUGGAAACCAAUGGGGAACAGUGUGUGAUGAAGGUUGGGAUGAUAUCGACGCUCAAGUUGUUUGUCGGAUCUUGGGAUUCGAAGAUUAUUACGCUGCAGCAUUCGGAGGGGGAUAUUUUGGUCGAGGUAAUGGACCUAUAUUUCUCAGCAACUUGACGUGUAACGGCACAGAAAGUGAUAUCAUGACAUGCAGUUUAAACAGCACUAUAAACCUUGGUGACGUAUGUGGACAUGAGAACGACGCUGGAGUCAGUUGUUUUCCGAUAAGGUUGGUUAAUGGACGUGAUAAAACAGAGGGUCGAGUAGAGAUCUUCAGAAAUAAUGAGUGGGGGACUGUCUGUGAUGAUGGAUGGGACGAUGAGGAUGCUGGAGUUGUCUGUCGUAGUCUUAGAUUACCAAGCUCGAAUGCUGUACACAGGUCCUCUGCGUAUUUUGGAAAGGGCAAUGGCCAAAUAUGGCUCGACAAUGUAAACUGUGUCGGUAUUGAGGAUGACAUAAUGAACUGCAGUCAUGGUGGAAUUGGGAAUCAUAACUGUAGUCACGGAAAGGAUGCAGGAGUCAGCUGUUUACCCAUACGUUUGGUGGGGGGACAUGAUAAAACAGAGGGUCGAGUGGAGGUCUUCAUCAAUAACGAGUGGGGCACAAUCUGUGACGAUGAAUGGGAUAACCAGGAUGCCCAAGUUGUUUGUCGCCAUCUUGGAUUCUCUGGUUAUACAGGUGUAGUUCGAAGUUCAGCCACAUUUGGACAAGGUACUGGGAGUAUUUGGUUAGACAACGUAAGGUGUGGGGGCGGAGAGAACAACAUACUGAAAUGUCGUCACAGUGGUGUCGGAACAAAUGAUUGUCAUCACAGCGAGGACGCAGGAGUUAGAUGUGUACCUGUACGUCUGAUGGGAGGUUCUUCUGGCAGAGAAGGACGAGUUGAAGUGUACAUAAACAAUCAAUGGAGUACCGUCUCUGACACUAACUGGGAUCAGAAUGAGGCUCAAGUAGUUUGUGAAAGUUUGGGAUACUCCGGCUACAAUGCCGUGGCUCGUCGUUCUGCAUACUUUGGAGAGGGCAGCGGAGACAUUUUACUUGAUAAAGUACAAUGUACAGGCAAAGAAAGGGACUUGCUUGCCUGUCGUCAUGGAGAUGUAAACAAAAGUAGCAGUAGCCAUAGCAACGAUGCUGGAGUCAGUUGCCUUUCGAUCCGUCUGGUUGGUGGGAGAAAUCUGAUGGAGGGUCGUGUUGAAGUUUUUAUGAGGAAUACCUGGGGAACAAUUUGUGACACAGACUGGAGCAAUCAAGACGCCAAAGUUGUUUGUAGUACUCUGGGGUAUGGCAGAUUAACCCCAGUAGCUCAUCAUGCGUCACAUUUUGGAAAAGGUAGUGGACAAAUAUGGUUAGACAAUGUAGAUUGCCAUGGUAAUGAUACCGAUAUCCUGAACUGCAGGCACAGGGGUGUCGGUGUUCACAACUGUCAACAUUCCAAGGAUGCAGGAGUGAGUUGUGUCCCGAUUCGUCUUGCUGGAGGCUCUUUUAAUGAUUCGGGUCGGUUAGAGGUGUACAUGGAAGGAGAAUGGGGAACGAUCUACAAUAGGAACUGGAACGAUAUUGAUACUGCAGUUAUUUGUAGCAGUCUGGGAUAUUCAGAAAAUUCUGGUUCAAUCCUCAAUAUAUCGUUAUUUGGACAAGGCAAUGGAAGAAUUUGGUUGAAAAAAGUCGAUUGUAUCAUUUCUGAGGAGGACGUUAUUGGCUGUCUUCAGAAAUCAGACUUGCAUAACUUUAGUCAUGACAACGACAUCGCCAUCACAUGUGGUCCUGGACAGAUUCGUUUGAUGAACGGACGUAAUGACUAUGAGGGUAGAGUGGAGGUGUUUAUCAACAACGAGUGGGGGACUGUAUGUGACGACGUCUGGGACAGUAAGCAUGCCAGGGUUGUUUGUCGAAGUCUUGGACUGCCAAGUGGUAACGCAGUUGCUCGAAAUGGAUCAUAUUUCGGAAUCGGUGGUGGAAAAUUUUGGUUGGACAACGUGAUCUGUAUUGGCAGUGAAGUUCACUUGUUAAACUGUGGUCAUAACGGAAUUGGCAUUCACAACUGUGGAACAAGUGAGCAAGCCGGUGUAAUCUGCAGAUGACAUUUCUUACAUUUUAAUUACCAGCACCUUAUGAUUUUAAAAUAGUUUCCUUUAUAGACGUAUUUAGAGCUUUUUCUUUCUAUACCGAUAUUUUUGUUACACAAUGUAAUUGAUUCACACUGUUUGACAUGAUAUACCAUAAUUUUGGAACUUGUGCCUUAUGUCCCUGCUUGAUUCUCCGUAAAGUAUUUGUUGAUACAUAAAGAUAUACAUAGACGCAUAUAUGGUGUAAUACUUAUGUAUUGUUAUAAUACCAUAAUAUCAUUCAUGAUCUUCAAUAAAAUAGAAAGGCUGGAAUGUAUCAUUUCAAAGUAGUCGAUAAGUAUAAUAAAAUGUAUACAACAUUUAACAAA